AUGAAGAAAGUAAAUUAUGAAGAGUUAAUGGAUUUGUACAAAGACUUUAAUUAUGUAUACGAUUCAUUGUAUAAGCUGAAGACUUUCAGCGAAGAAGGAAUUAACAAAAUUUAUCUUGAUAUCAAAAAUUUAAUGCUUGAAACCAAACAUGAAUCUCCAAAUCAAAUUCUAACAAUAAUUGCUACUGCAAUGCCUUUUAAUGUCAAGUACAUAAAGCCAUACAAGGAAAUUUUCAAAAUGAUUUAUACAGAAUAUCAUCCAAUCUUUACAAGAAAAGAAAUUCAAAGCACUCCAUAUAUUUUGUGGGCAGACUUACAAGAUGAAAAUGGUGUUUUAUUAUCAACGAGGUAUAGUUCUGAAAUCGAAGCAAAUAAAACUAAAGAUUAUUCAUUGAAUUUUAUUGAAGAAAACACAAUUUACAGAGCUAUUAUAUAUGAUGACAAAUUUUCUUUCAUAAUUUUCACGGAGACAGAUAGUUUUGAUAUGAAUCAAAUGUUUCAGAGUGAUUUGUAUCCAUCUUCACCUAAUUCAUUGCUUGAGCUAUGCUGCUAUCAUGGAGCCGUUAAUUGUUUUAAAUUGUUAAUUUCAAAAUUUGAUUCAAUAAUAACACCAAAAUGUCUUUAUUAUUCAUUUUUGGGCGGAAAUCCAGACAUUAUUCAUGAAUGUUUGUUAUAUGAGAUUCCAGAUGAAAAAUGCAUGAAAUAUGCAAUUAUUUCACAUAACAUUGAUUUUGUUACCUUUUUAAUGAAUGAAUUUGCGUUAGAAAUUGAUUUAAAUUAUUGCACCUUAUACCACAAUUUUCAAGCAUUUUUAGUUUAUUUAGAUCAAUCAAAAUACAUUAACAAAUUCUUUAUUUAUUCAGCAUCCUUUUGCAUUCCUUCUCUAUGUGAAUAUUUCCUUUCACAUGGUGCUUUUAUUGACUCAAAAACUCAAUCCGGAGAAACUGUACUUCAUUUUGCAGCAAGAUUUAAUUGCAUAGAAACAGGAGAAAUUUUGAUUUCGUAUGGUGCCGAUGUUAAUGCUAAAGACAAAAAUGGACGGUCUGUUCUUCAUGAAGCCGCACGCAAUAACACUAAAGAAAUAGCCGAACUCCUUAUUUCGCAUGGAGCUGAUGUUAGUGCUAGAGACAAAAAUGGAUGGUCAGUUCUUCAUUCUGCAGCACGUAGUAACAGUAAAGAAAUAGCCGAAUUCCUUAUUUCGCAUGGAGCUGAUGUUAGUGCUAGAGACAAAAAUGGAUGGUCAGUUCUUCAUGCUGCAGCAAAAGCUAAUAACAAGGAAACAGUCGAAUUUCUUAUUUUACAUGAUGCCAAUGUUAAUGCUAAAAACAAUGAUGGAUGGUCAGUUCUUCAUUCUGCAGCAGGUAGUAACAGUAAAGAAAUAGCCGAAUUCCUUAUUUUACAUGGUGCCGAUGUUAAUUCUAAAGACAAAAAUGGAUGGUCAGUUCUUCAUUCUGCAGCAGAUAGUAACAGUAAAGAAAUAGCUGAACUCCUUAUUUCGCAUGGUGCCGAUGUUAAUUCUAAAGACAAUGAUGGAUGGUCAGUUCUUCAUUCUGCAGCAGAUAGUAACAGUAAAGAAAUAGCUGAACUCCUUAUUUCGCAUGGUGCCGAUGUUAAUUCUAAAGACAAUGAUGGAUGGUCAGUUCUUCAUUCUGCAGCACGUAGUAACAGUAAAGAAAUAGCCGAAUUCCUUAUUUCGCAUGGUGCCGAUGUUAAUUCUAAAAACAAUGAUGGAUGGUCAGUUCUUCAUUUUGCAGCAGAUAGUAACAGUAAAGAAAUAGCCGAAUUCCUUAUUUCGCAUGGUGCCGAUGUUAAUUCUAAAAACAAUGAUGGAUGGUCAGUUCUUCAUUCUGCAGCACGUAGUAACAGUAAAGAAAUAGCCGAAUUCCUUAUUUCGCAUGGUGCCGAUGUUAAUUCUAAAAACAAUGAUGGAUGGUCAGUUCUUCAUUCUGCAGCAGGUAGUAACAGCAAAGAAACAGCCGAAAUUCUUAUUUCGCAUGGUGCUGAUAUUAAUGCCAAAGAUAAUGAUGGAUGGUCAGUCCUUCAUAUAGCUGCACUUAAUAACAGCAAAGAAACAGCCGAAAUUCUUAUUUCGCAUGGUGCUGAUAUUAAUGCCAAAGAUAAUGAUGGAUGGUCAGUUCUUCAUUCUGCAGCAGGUAGUAACAGUAAAGAAAUAGCCGAAUUCCUUAUUUUACAUGGUGCCGAUGUUAAUUCUAAAGACAAUGAUGGAUGGUCAGUUCUUCAUUCUGCAGCACGUAGUAACAGUAAAGAAAUAGCCGAAUUCCUUAUUUUACAUGGUGCCGAUGUUAAUUCUAAAGACAAAAAUGGAUGGUCAGUUCUUCAUUCUGCAGCACGUAGUAACAGUAAAGAAAUAGCCGAAUUCCUUAUUUUACAUGGUGCCGAUGUUAAUUCUAAAGACAAUGAUGGAUGGUCAGUUCUUCAUUUUGCAGCAGAUAGUAACAGUAAAGAAAUAGCUGAACUCCUUAUUUCGCAUGGUGCCGAUGUUAAUUCUAAAAACAAUGAUGGAUGGUCAGUUCUUCAUUUUGCAGCAGGUAGUAACAGUAAAGAAAUAGCCGAAUUCCUUAUUUUACACGGUGCUGAUGUUAAUUCUAAAGACAAUGAUGGAUGGUCAGUUCUUCAUUCUGCAGCAGAUAGUAACAGUAAAGAAAUAGCCGAAUUCCUUAUUUCGCAUGGUGCCGAUGUUAAUUCUAAAAACAAUGAUGGAUGGUCAGUUCUUCAUUUUGCAGCAGAUAGUAACAGUAAAGAAAUAGCCGAAUUCCUUAUUUCGCAUGGUGCCGAUGUUAAUUCUAAAAACAAUGAUGGAUGGUCAGUUCUUCAUUCUGCAGCAGAUAGUAACAGUAAAGAAAUAGCCGAAUUCCUUAUUUUACACGGUGCUGAUGUUAAUUCUAAAGACAAAAAUGGAUGGUCAGUUCUUCAUUCUGCAGCAGAUAGUAACAGUAAAGAAAUAGCCAAAUUCCUUAUUUUGCAUGGUGCAUGCACUGUGAAUAAGUAA
Messenger RNA from Trichomonas vaginalis G3, 3009 nucleotides. RefSeq names its product ankyrin repeat-containing family. The record is from RefSeq and is a predicted model, not a curated record. The transcript has a single exon. Gene Ontology annotation, molecular function: protein binding. Gene Ontology annotation, cellular component: nucleus; cytoplasm. Bases 1 to 3009 code for a protein of 1002 amino acids. Lineage: Eukaryota; Parabasalia; Trichomonadida; Trichomonadidae.